Molecule: messenger RNA, 2524 nt
Organism: Ixodes scapularis (black-legged tick)
Lineage: Eukaryota; Metazoa; Arthropoda; Arachnida; Ixodida; Ixodidae
Product: excitatory amino acid transporter 2
Exons: 10
Coding region: 251-1702 (483 amino acids)
Biological process (GO): L-glutamate transmembrane transport
Cellular component (GO): plasma membrane
Molecular function (GO): glutamate:sodium symporter activity; neutral L-amino acid transmembrane transporter activity; L-glutamate transmembrane transporter activity
Source: RefSeq, a predicted model, not a curated record
GGUUCUAUUCUCAGGGUCCGAGAUCGUACGCGCGCGCUCCCUUCUCUUGCGUGCAGCGAACGUCCAAGGAGCCGACGCGUAUUUUGCGGACUUUCACACAGGUGGCUCGGGAGUGAUAGAUAUUUGCGAUAGUUGGUGCGCGGCUGCGAAUGGAAAUCGGCGAAGCGAGCCCCGAUUCUCGCCUCUUCAAUCAGCUGAUCCUGCUCAAACGUACCUCGUACGACCCCGUGCUACGAUUGAGAACGGAAAGAUGAAGCUGGAAGGCGAGACGAGUGCCAUGGAGGCACGCGCCCUGUCCAUCUGCGAGAAGUUGCACAAGUUCGUGAAGACGCACUUCUUCCUCUUUUUCACCCUCGGAGGCGUCAUCGCCGGAGUCGUCUUGGGCCUGGGCCUCCGGCUGGCGAACCCCAGCGAGUCGACCGUCGUCCUCAUCGGCAUGCCCGGAGAGGUGUUCAUGCGCUGCCUCCGCAUGCUUGUCUUGCCCAUGAUGAUCGCCAGCAUCAUCACCGGAAGCGCCAACUUGAGCGGCAAGGCAAAAGGAAAGAUGGCCAUGAUAACGUUCGGCAUCUUCAUCGGCACGAGCUUUAUGUCGGCCUUGAUUGGACUUUCCUUCGUUACCAUGAUUCACCCCGGAAGCCCCGAGCUCAAAGCUGGCUUAGACGCCGAGGAUGAAAUAAAAGGAAGUCCAAGGCUUCUUGACACAUUUCUUGAUCUCAUCAGAAACGCGUUUCCCGAAAACCUCGUAGAAGCUUGUGUGGAGCAGGGGUACACGUCCUACGAGACUAAGAACAUCACUAGUGGAGGAGAACCCCGAGAGGUAUCGAAGAGACAGUGGACCAACAGAAAAGGAACCAACUCCUUGGGACUUAUCGUGUUUUGCGUAGUUUUUGGAGGUGCGCUUGGAGCGCUCGGUGACGAAGUCGAAAUAUUGAGAAAGUUCUUCGCGGCCCUUGAUGUGGUCGUCAUGAAGAUUGUCUUCUUGGUCAUGUGGAUGACUCCAGUGGGCGUGAUGAGCCUCCUCUGUUCGCGGAUCCUGGCCGUAAGCAGCAUCGUGACGCUGUUCGAGCAGAUGGCCCUGCUCGUGGCUACCGUGCUGUCGGGCCUGGCCGUCGAGCUGUUCGUGGUCGAGUGCCUGCUCUACUUCCUGGUCACGCGAAAGAACCCCUUCAAGUUCCUCGUCGAGCUGGCUUACGUGGGACUCUGCGCCUUCGUCACCGCCGCCAGUGCGCCGGUGAUGCCGCUGACCCUCAAGUGUCUGGAGGAGAACUGCGGACUGGACAGCCGCGUGACGCGGUUCGUUGUGCCCGUCGGCGUCACCGUCAACAUGAACGGCACUGCGCUCUUCAUCACAGUGUCGAGCAUCUUCAUCGCUCAGUUGAACGACAUCGCCCUCGGCUCCGGGGACUAUUUCGCCAUCUUGAUCACAGCAACUGCCGUAAGCGUGGCGGCCACUUCUGUACCGAGUGCGGCCCUGUUCUUGAUGGUGAUGACGCUGUCCGUGAUUGGUGCACCUGUCAGCGACGUCAGCUUGCUCUUUACCGUUGAAUGGCUACUGGACCGGGCGCGGACGGUGAACAACUGUCUGGGCGACUGCUUCACGGGCGCGAUGGUCGACCACAUCUGCUUCAAGAAGAAGGCCGCCGACCUGAGCGAAGUGGUCGUCGAUGACGAAGUUGAGAAGCUCAGGGAUUCCGUCUUGUGAGCGACACCACACGUCGCCACACCGCGCAGGGCACGGUGUUCCCCCAUCACGUAUACUCUAUACACUUGAGAAAAAAAAACGGAGCGUCUACUCGCCCGCAAAGUACUUGGAAGAGUCAAUCCCUGCAAUGUACAAAGUGAGCUCGUCGAAUGACGAGGCUGAUGUUUUUUGACUUUGAUAAAAACAAUCUGCGCUCUAGCUGGCACUGAGCAUGACGUUCCACUGUGCUCAUUGCCUCAGUGUAGACUGUUUCUGUAGGUCUAAACAUAAUCUGAUCUGCCAAAACAUUAUGACCACCCCUACAUUGGGUGAAUGAGCACACCUAGCCGACGCCAUCCGCAUUGCCACUUUCUGAUGCGGAUGGUAUGGUUAACGGAUGCCGGGGAUGCAGAAAGAUCCUUUCGUCGAAUACGUGUGAAUGUGUUGGGAAAAUAUGCUGAUUUACUGAGAAACUUUGACAAAUGGGCUCGGAACAAGUAUCUCGGUCACUGAAAAGCUCUUUGAAGUGCUUUGCCGGAGAGUAGACGUUCCAGGAUUCUUAGAGUGAACAAAGCCUUCCACUCUUUCCACUGAAGCAGAGCAAACGCUGUACAUUAGGAAACCACCAAUCAUGACCAUCAGGGAGCUUUGUGGGAGAGGCUUGGUGCUGCUGUUUUGAACCUGCAACUUCGUCACACUUCCAAGCUCGGCGAAACACUCAACUUUGCCGCUGACAAACUAGAAACGACAAGAUAUUUAUUUGUUUUUUGUCAGUGAACCUCAACGAUUUUGCUACCUUCGAAAACCAGCCAUUAGAAGCCUUUAAUAAAGCCUCAAUCGUCA